AUGAGCCAAAAGGCAGGAUUUGUAGUCCGCAUCAGAGAUGCAUUGUUCAAAUCGUCGCUAGCUAGGAAUGCACCAGCGGUUUUCCCCCACAGGAUUAGAGAUUUUGAAGUAAAACCUGGUGAGAAAUGGGUUAUCUGGGGUCCCGGUAAAGGUCAAUUCAUGAAUAUUCUGAGCAACAAGUACUUAUCAGAUCCACCGCUGUCGUUACAAUUUGGUGUUGGUGGGAAAUAUCCUCGAGUAGAACAGGUUUUGUUUAAAGGUGUGAUGCCAACAGCACAUCUAAGUGCAAGAUACGAAUACUUUAAGGAUGAAUUUGAUGUUACUUGUAAGAAAUUUAUCCUUGAUAAUGCUGUUGGAUCCAAUAACGUCUCGUACGAUGUCGCCAAGACUGACAGAGAAGUCGAUAUGGCCCUUUAUGACAAAUUGAUUGAUUCCUUGCAAUUGACCGAUCUACAAGAUAGAUGGGCAAUGGGAUUGAGUAAUGGACAGAUGAGAAGGGCUAGAUUGGCAUAUAGUCUUUUGAAGAAGCCUGAUCUUAUGCUUGUCGAUGAUCCAUUUUUAGGGUUAGAUCCGACGGCUACCAAGAUUAUUUCUGAGUUUUUAGCAAAUUACGAUUUACCUAUUAUCAUUGGACUUCGUUUCCAGGAUAAAAUCCCCAAUUGGUGUACACACGUAUGUUGUGUGGAGAAUGAUGGCCAAGUUUUAUUCCAAGGGCCUGUAAACCAACACGAUGUACAAAUCAAAGAAUUGAGAGAUUCUCGUGUGAGUAGUAGGUACUCUGAGAAUAUGGGUUCUUCAGAUUUGGAAGGACUAAUAUCUGGACAUCCGUUGUUUGCCACGAAACCGAACGUUCCUCAUUUGGAACUAAGGGGACUUGAUGUUAAAUACAGAGGUCAACCGGUUCUUUCCAAUUUACAUUGGAAGGUGGAACUGGGAUCUCGUUGGCACGUUCAGGGCAAUAACGGUAGUGGUAAGUCAACGCUUCUGUCACUGAUUACUGCAGAACAUCCUCAGUCGUGGAAUAGUAGAGUUGUAGAGCAUGGUACACCACGUAGAACGGGCAGCUCAAGCUAUUUUGAUAUCAACAAGAACAUAGGCAUGUCAGCACCUGAAUUGCAUGCGAUCUUCUUGAAAAACUGUGGAGAUCGCCUCAAUGUCAGAGAGUCAAUCGCUACUGGAUUCCAUGAAGCCUCCAAUAAUAAUUUUACACCAAUAUGGUCAAAAUUGAACAAAGACCAACAAACCAUGGUGGAAAAAUUUAUCAAAUAUUUUGAUCUACCAUCUGAUAAACUAUUCGGGGAAUUGAGUGUAAGCGAUCAAAAAUUGGCACUUUUUGUAAGAAGUAUCGUUAAGAUGCCAAAAUUGUUGGUGCUUGAUGAAGCGUUUUCGGGUAUGGAAUUAGAACCUAUGUUAAGAUGUCAUGAAUUGUUGAAUCACUGGCCAGGUACUACAAUGGUGGUAUCACACGUCCCAGAGGAAACGCCAAAAUGUCAUCACUAUUUGAGAUUAGUAUCUCCAGGCGUAUACGAUAUUGGUCAAGUACGGUGA
This is a messenger RNA of Zygosaccharomyces rouxii, 1548 nucleotides long. RefSeq lists its product as uncharacterized. Gene Ontology annotation, cellular component: mitochondrion. Lineage: Eukaryota; Fungi; Ascomycota; Saccharomycetes; Saccharomycetales; Saccharomycetaceae. The record is from RefSeq and is a predicted model, not a curated record. Bases 1 to 1548 code for a protein of 515 amino acids. The transcript has a single exon. Gene Ontology annotation, molecular function: ATP hydrolysis activity; ATP binding.